Molecule: messenger RNA, 381 nt
Organism: Trematosphaeria pertusa
Lineage: Eukaryota; Fungi; Ascomycota; Dothideomycetes; Pleosporales; Trematosphaeriaceae
Product: ankyrin repeat protein
Exons: 1
Molecular function (GO): protein binding
Source: RefSeq, a predicted model, not a curated record
AUGACGGAUGUGGAAGGACGGACACCGUUAUCGUGGGCUGCAGAGAACGGACACGAAGCUGUCGCGCGGCUACUCCUCAAGAACGGCGCUGACGCCCGGGAGAUACGUAGGGGAGUACGAGCGCCGCUAUCGUGGGCUGCGGAGAACGGGCACGAGGCCACCGUGCGGCUUCUCCUUGAGAACGGCGCCGACGUCCACGCGAGUAGAGGAGGACGGAGGGCGCUUUACGCGGCUGCGCAGAACGGGCACGAGGCCACCGUGCGGCUUCUCCUUGAGAACGGCGCCGACGUCCACGUGAGUAGAGGAGGACGGAUGGCGCUUUACGCGGCUGCGGAGAACGGGCACGAGGCCACCGUGCGGCUUCUCCUUGAGAACGGCGCC